CGACUCUGGUUAGAAUUCCCGCCCAUGACAUCACAACACGCCCAUUGGCCUAUGGGGUCGCAUCAUUACCAAUCUCACUGCACAACACCUUGGAACUCUCCACUGCCUGGAAUUGAUAUCAGUAAUACAUAACUGGGUAUACUCACUGAAUCCAUUCGUUCCAUGCCUCAUUGUGCCUCCCUCAGACUCCGCAGGUGUCACCCCAUAGCAUGCGACUCCCUCCAUCCUCCUCGGGUAGCUCCAUCAUCUGUCGCAGUACAGCCCAAUCCACACCACCUCUACUAUAUAAAUCUACUCCAAUUAUCGCCGCAGCUGUCUGGACCAGGUAUCCCGCAUGUAAGUCGGCGCUCGGCACGUCAUCUAUCCUUGCAUCCCAUCGCCCGGAAAUAGCUGCCAACCUCCCCCGCAUCCAGCACAUCCAUACAUCAUCUCAUAUCACCACCAACUCCAAUAAGAACAACACCAGCAACAAGAGGAGAACCAGCAACAACAACAACAACAUCCAUUUAAUAAAAACGCGUAUACACCACUUCUCAACCUCACGACGGUGGUCGUCUACUCCAACGCCAAAGAUGUCGUCAACAUCUACGUUCAAAAUCAAGGACCUAACUUCGCUCGACCUUCCUGCUGACAAGAUCGAAGUAGAAGUCGAGGGCAUCGAGAAGGGAAAACUCUUGCUCUUGAAACAUGGCGGCCAGGUCCAUGCGCUUACUGCUAACUGUACGCAUUAUGGCGCGCCGCUGGUAAAGGGCGUUUUGACUCCUGAUGCGAGGCUGACUUGCCCGUGGCAUGGUGCUUGUUUUAAUAUUACAACUGGAGACGUGGAAGAUGCGCCAGCCCUCAAUGCGCUACAUAAAUAUGAAGUGUUCGAGAAAGAUGGAAGCGUCUACGUCAAGGCUGACGAGACAACCUUCAAACAAAAUGGCAGGCUGCCCAUUAGUUCUUGUAGCGUUUCUCAACAUGAUCAGAAGGUUGUAAUUAUUGGAGGCGGAAGCGGAACCAUCGGAGCAGUAGAAGUGCUCCGUGAGCACGGCUUCAGCGGCCAAAUCACAAUAAUUUCCAAGGAGCCCAACCUCCCCCUCGACAGAACGAAGCUCUCCAAAGCCCUAAUCCCAGACCCAGAGAAACUCCUCCUCAGAGAGAAAGGAUGGUAUGCCGCGGUCUCCGUCUCCGUGCUCUCGGACGAAGUCACCUCCGUCGAUUUCACAAACAAGACCGUAGCGACCAAAUCAGGCAAAUCAGUUCCGUAUACAAAACUAAUCCUAGCUACAGGCGGGACCCCGCGCCGCUUGCCACUCCCCGGCUUCAAAGAACUGGGGAACAUAUUCGUCCUCCGCACUGUGGAAGAUGUGCAAGCCAUUCUAGCUGCCGUAGGGCCCAGGAAGCAGAAAGAAAUCGUGAUAAUCGGCAGCUCCUUCAUUGGCAUGGAAGUAGGCAACACACUCUCCAAGGAGAACAACGUGAAAAUCGUCGGCAUGGAAUCCGUACCGCUCGAGCGCAUCAUGGGCGCAAAAGUAGGACGCGUCUUCCAAACUAAUCUGGAAAAGAACGGCGUGAAGUUCUACAUGUCCGCCUCCGUCGACAAAGCUACCUCGUCUGACGCGGAUCCUUCAAAGGUAGCCGCCGUUUACCUUAAAGACGGCACCGCUCUGCCCGCCGAUCUCGUCAUCCUAGGCGUCGGCGUCAGCCCGGCCACAGAAUUCCUCCGCGAUAACCCCAGCGUAACCCUCGAGCGCGACGGGUCCCUCAAAACGGACGAGUACUUCGCUGUCGAGUGUCUAAAGGGCACGAACGGCGAUAGCGACGUCUACGCCGUCGGCGACAUCGCCACAUACCCCUACGAUGGACCUGGGGCAGGCCAAGGCGGCCACACGCACGUGCGCAUCGAGCACUGGGACGUAGCACAGAACUCGGGGCGAAGCGUCGGACGCACGAUCGCCCACUCGUUCUCGAGCAACAGUUCCGUGCCGCUGAAGGCGAAAUCGUUCAUUCCGAUCUUCUGGUCGGCGCUGGGUGGCCAACUGCGCUACUGCGGCAAUACGAUGAAUGGGUUUGACGAUUUGAUUAUUAAGGGGGAUACGGAGGCGGGGAAAUUCGUGGCAUACUAUGUGCUGGGUGAGACGGUGGUGGCGGUUUCGAGUAUGGGGAUGGAUCCGAUUGUUAUGAAGUGUGCUGAGUUGAUGAAGAGGGGGAAGAUGGUGAACAAGAAGGAGGUGGAUGAGGGGGUGGAUGUGUUGAAGGUGGAUUUGGCAUGAGGUGUAUGUGCCCUUUUUUUUGGGGGGGGAGGGGUUUCCAUGAUUAGGAAUUAAUGGAUGGCGUGGCGUUGGGUCGGAUUCAGUUUGAAGGGAGUUGGCGAUGAUAAUUCAAGUGAAAUAUAACUGACCACAAAGAAAAAAAAAAAAUCCCAAAACCAAAUCUUCAUAAAUGGAAUGCUCUCUAUGAUCUUUAAUCCUUGACAAAAAAGAAUAAUCACCCCUAUAUUUCAAAGCAUGCCGACAUAGCAUGCAAAAAGAGACAGCUAUGAAGAUUAGCGCAAAAAAACAGCGACAAUACCAAGGACAAAACAUGAGAUGAAAACCUCUCCCAGGAUAUACAUGAGACCACAUAGCAAAUGAGACCGCGAAUGGAAAGUGUGGAAAAUCGAUAUCUUCACAUGUGCUUCUAUAGAUCAAAGAAAAAAGGGCAAAG
Molecule: messenger RNA, 2688 nt
Organism: Blastomyces gilchristii SLH14081
Lineage: Eukaryota; Fungi; Ascomycota; Eurotiomycetes; Onygenales; Ajellomycetaceae
Product: apoptosis-inducing factor 3
Exons: 3
Coding region: 210-2255 (681 amino acids)
Cellular component (GO): cytoplasm
Molecular function (GO): oxidoreductase activity, acting on NAD(P)H; 2 iron, 2 sulfur cluster binding; flavin adenine dinucleotide binding
Source: RefSeq, a predicted model, not a curated record